GUGUCGCGUGAGAAAUCUUCUGAAAGCCCAAAACGCGCCUGCGCCAACGUGAGAAAAAAAGAAGGGGAUAUUAUUUCACCCUUGCCUUGAGAAAGGCUACAUCUGACGAAUAUAACGUGCAAUUUCGAUAAUUCAACUUUUUGUCGUCCCCUUCGGCGCCGUAAAAACGCGAGCGAUCGAUGGUCGCCCCCACCUUGACGCGAUACCGUGAACGCCGAUGACAAUAUUUUAUAAAAACAUCCGGUGAGGGUGGAAACGGUUAUAUCAUUCUACCGGAAAAAACGCAUACGGUGCCUCAAUAUUGUUUUUAACAUGUUGUUGAAUCGCGAGAAGACAGAUUUUGCCGAAAAUCAUUAUUACAGAUUAAAUCAAAUACUUCUGUCGACGGUCGGUCUAUGGCCAUAUCAACGCUCGAAAUUUACGAUAAUUAGUCAUAUCUUCCAUUUUGCUAUAAUGGGGUCUUUCGUGUUUUUUCAGUUAACAUCGUUUCUCACAUUACAAUUCACCCUGGAUCUCUUUAUUAUGGUGCUCUCGUACGCCGUACCGAGUUUCUCAUAUAUCGUACAGUACUGCGCAUUUUGUGUAAAUCGCAACGAUGUGAAGCGAAUUUGGAAAGAUAUACGUGAGAAUUGGAGUCUUUUGAAAGAUGAAACGGAACGCGACAUAAUGCGGCAACAUUCAUCUUUUGGUGAACUAAUGACGAAACUCACAUUAUUGAGUUUCAUCAUAAGUAUGAUUCUGUAUGCAAUCACUGAACUGUUACCGACUAUUCUUGAUUUAAUCUUUCCGAUAAAUCAAACGCGUCCGCAAGAGCUCCACGCUUCGACAGAAUAUUUCAUCGACAAAACAACGUACUUUUAUCCAAUUUUUUGCCACUGGAUAAUUUCCUUGCUUUUCGGUGCCUCUGUUCUUAUAACUACAGGUUUGUUCGAAAUAAUAUACAUCGAAAAUAUUUGCGGAUUAUUAAGAAUCGCCAGCUAUCGGAUUGAACACUCAAUAGACAAAUAUGUAUCGCAUAAUUCUGCACAAAAAGAUUGUGUAGCUUAUCAAGGCAUAAUCACCGCAGUGGAUAUACACCGAAGAGCCCUCGAAUGCAGUGAAUUUAUGGUAAACAGUUUUGUGCCAUAUUUUGUCUUACUAAUUAUAAUCGUCGUUGCAUCUACAAGUUUGAACUUAUUCCGACUGCUCAGAGCAAUAACUUUGCGAAAUAUGUACGAGUUACUUGCAUCAACAUUAUUCGUCGGUUUUCAUUUUAUAAUCAUGUUUAUCAGUAAUUACUAUGGGCAAAAACUUACGGAUUAUAAUAACGAAAUUUUUAAUACUGCAUAUAAUGUAAAAUGGUAUAAGACUCCAAUAAAGAUGCAGAAAUUACUAUUAUUUAUAAUGCAAAGUACUACAACGCCAUAUGUUAUAAAUAUUGGUAACUUACUUUCCGCUUCAGUCGAAGGUUUUUCUAAGCUCAUAAACUUGUCAAUGUCUUAUUUCAUGGUAAUUUAUACUCUACUAUAACAAAAAGUAGACAUCACGAGUGAUUUUGCUCUAUAGUUAGAAAUAAUAUGUAGCUGAUAAAAGAUGCAAAAUAAAAAUUUGCACAUAAAGAAACACUAAUUAUUGAAAUUUAUAAGUAAAUCGUUAUCUUAUUUUACGAUAUCAAAAAACAUGGCAGUAUCUCACGCCAAGUAUUAAACGCGCUAAGUACACGAGGAGCGGAUGUUUUAUUCUACAUGAUGAUAAAAAAGAUUAAUUAUAAAAUAUAUGUAAUAUGUGAAUAUAUAUUUGUAACAAAAACUCUAACACUGACGCAAA
Temnothorax curvispinosus is the source of this 1806-nucleotide messenger RNA. Its product is annotated as putative odorant receptor 92a. NCBI's taxonomy places the organism in Eukaryota, Metazoa, Arthropoda, Insecta, Hymenoptera, Formicidae. Gene Ontology annotation, cellular component: plasma membrane. Gene Ontology annotation, biological process: detection of chemical stimulus involved in sensory perception of smell; sensory perception of smell. The record is from RefSeq and is a predicted model, not a curated record. Gene Ontology annotation, molecular function: olfactory receptor activity; odorant binding. The coding region runs from base 313 to 1509 and encodes 398 amino acids. The transcript is spliced from 9 exons.